AUAGUAUUUCAUAGUAGUAUUUGUUCGCAUCUCUUGUUUGUGUAAUUUCAGCGGCUAUUGUCGAUAAAUAAACAUUGUUAUGCCUUUUAUUUAGUUCAAAGUCAGAAAACAAAACACCUUUUUUAAACAACAUAGUCUAAAUUGUGAGUGCUGUAACACCGAGCGCUACAAGAUACACACGAUACUUAUUGUUUGUAAUUUCUUGUACUUAUUGCAAUCACAAGUUUUGCUUGUAGUUUUUAAUGAACACCGUGACUAUAAUCGAAGUUUGAUAACGUUUUAAAGCAUAUACUGAGCGUAAAAAUUUAAUAGCUGUAGCACUAUUGUUUUUAUAUCGAUUUAAUAUCAUCGAUAAGGUCACGGAUGGAGGCAAAAUUAAAGGAAUAUCGCGCACUUCGACGUCGCAAAGAGCUCAUUGAAAACGCGAAGAACAAGAUUGAGCAAUCCAAAAAUAAAUUUGUGGAUUUCAUCACCCCAAACUUCUUCAAAGAGAUGGAAAAGGCAAAAGAAGAUGAGGUGUUGUUGAUCGAAAAUGAAGAGCCAACAGCUUCAGAGUACCCUCUCCACCAAUUAGAAGGUAGUACAGAUUUAGCAUCAGAAACCAGUGAAGUAGAAGAAACCUUGGCACCAGGAUCACAAGAAUCUUGGCGAUACUUCAUCAUCAAAUGGACCAUUUACACCAUAAUAUGGCUUACACUAUAUGCAUUCUUCCUGAAGAUACAAUUUGGUGCAGUCUUCUUUGUAUUUUCCGUUUUAAUUGGGAUAUAUCUAAAUACUAGAACAGGGCCGAAGAGGAAGGGAGAAGUGUCAGCAUACAGUGUAUUUAAUAAGGACUGUGCCAGCAUUGAUGGCACACUGAAAGCUGAACAGUUAAUGAAAGAAAUGAUGUACGGUUCUGCUGUUCGGUAAACAGUGACUAUUCUAAUUUAUUUAUUUUGUAUAUAAUAUAAUACUUAUUAUACAGGUCAACAAUAAAGAGAUUGAAAUCA
Molecule: messenger RNA, 989 nt
Organism: Cydia splendana
Lineage: Eukaryota; Metazoa; Arthropoda; Insecta; Lepidoptera; Tortricidae
Gene: Saysd1
Product: SAYSvFN domain-containing protein 1
Exons: 2
Coding region: 364-909 (181 amino acids)
Source: RefSeq, a predicted model, not a curated record